UUGUCUGCUGCCGGGAACAGGAAGACGCAUGGAUUUAUUUACAAAAUCUCCGCAAAACAUCAUCAGAUUUUAUAACCCGAAACCCGCGGGUUUCUACUAUUUUACAAUGUUUCGUGGUAACUUAAAGUUAAGUUGACCCAUUUAUGCUCAGUUCGGGUGCUACGUAAAGGGAAAAAAAGCGGCAGACCAAUUCUUUGCCGAAGUGAACGACAGAUGGAGGACGACAGAUGAACUCCUUAUCUGAACGUGUCGCAGAACGUGUAGAUGCCACAGAAAAUAGGACACCAGGGUGGAAAACCACAAAUUUAUUUGAGGUCGGGAAGAUGUCUGAUCGUACCAUAGGUUAGGCCUACUGAAUCCGACGGUCAUCGCUUUGAUCAGAGUCUUUUUCGGUCAAAAUUGUGGACUGCCGGUAAUUUGCCAUCUGGAAAAGCGUGCGUAACGAUGGUGGAUAACCGCUACGCCACGGCUCUCGUAAUCGCCUGCGUGCUGAGCUUGCUGGCCACGGUUUACCUUUCCGUGGCGGUGGGGACACAGUACUGGUACCAGUACACGAGUCCGACGGUGCGCAGUGAGGCCAACGCCUCCGAGCUUCGGGUCCUUCGUGAAGAAUUCGUGGAAGGAGAGUUCGACGAGAAGACGUAUAGUGACUCGCUGUUCCGCCUGAACGGGACCGUGGGGUUGUGGUGGAGGUGUCUGCAAGUACCCACCGACACCCACUGGUACAAGGAACCCGAUCCUAAGAUGGUCAUGGAGUGUGUGAGCUUUAGCCUGUCACAGCAGUUUACACCCAAAUACAAGGAGCCAGGCAACCAUAACAGUGGCGAGGACAUUAUACGCACCUAUUUGUGGAGGUGUCAGUUCCUCCUCCCACUGGUCUCUCUGGGGUUGGUGGUGCUGGGAGGUGUGGUUGGUUUCUGCGCCUGUCUGUGUCGUAGCCUCAGCCCCACCCUUGGCAUCGGACUGCUCCACCUCCUCGCUGGUCUGUGUUCUCUUGCCACUGUAUGUUGUUUCCUGGCGGGGUUGGACCUGCUGCACCGGGUCUCCGUGCUCCCAGAGCAGGUGGACGGCACGUUGGGCUGGUCCCUCUACCUGGCCCUCAUCUCCUCUCCCCUGAACAUGAUGGCUGCCGCCCUGCUGGUGUGGGCCGCUCGCAGCCAUAGCAAGAGCUACUACCGCAUGACCGCGUACCGGGUGGCCUAAAGCCUGCUAGCAGCCAGGCUUAGCUUGCCUAGGUUCCUAGAAUCACCAGAGUUAUAGAAGCAUCGGUUAUGUGAUUCUAGAUCGCUAGAUAUGUAGAGCCUACAUUUAACCUACAUUUACAGCAUUUACCUGAUGAUUUUAUCCAAAGUGACUUACAAUUAUGACCGAACACAUAACUUCAGCAGUUGAGGGUUACGGGCCUUGCUCAGGGUCCUAACCGUGGUAAUUUGGUGGUGGGGCUUGAACUGGUGUCUGGGUUUGUGUACACUGCAUUCCUAA
Messenger RNA from Electrophorus electricus (electric eel), 1482 nucleotides. It is a transcript of the gene cldnd1a, whose product is annotated as claudin domain containing 1a. NCBI's taxonomy places the organism in Eukaryota, Metazoa, Chordata, Actinopteri, Gymnotiformes, Gymnotidae. The record is from RefSeq and is a predicted model, not a curated record. Gene Ontology annotation, cellular component: membrane.